Messenger RNA from Aspergillus chevalieri, 1662 nucleotides. Its product is annotated as MFS transporter. Gene Ontology annotation, cellular component: fungal-type vacuole membrane. Lineage: Eukaryota; Fungi; Ascomycota; Eurotiomycetes; Eurotiales; Aspergillaceae. Bases 1 to 1662 code for a protein of 553 amino acids. Gene Ontology annotation, molecular function: spermine transmembrane transporter activity. Gene Ontology annotation, biological process: spermine transport; transmembrane transport. The transcript has a single exon. The record is from RefSeq and is a predicted model, not a curated record.
AUGCGCGAAUCAAUAUCCGAGAAGCCUCUGGACAACCCUGAGGUACCACGCAACCAGGAUUCUGGGAAAGAGACACAAGAAUCACCCCCCGGAAGCUCCAAAACAAUUGUGGACAGCAAUCCGGACUAUGGACGCCAAACAGACCCCGUGUUCCCCGAAGAAUAUGUUCUCAAGACCGAGACUGGUCUCAUUCCCGAACAAACAUUGGAGCAAAUCCAAACCCGAACUUCGCGAAGACGACGUCCAAGUCAACGUGAGCUGGAGGAAGGAGCUCCUACCGAGUCAACUGAGUUUGUGACCUUCAAGAUAGAUGACCCCGACCAUCCGCAUAAUUGGUCUCGGUUGUUCCGGUGGUACAUCACUAUGGUUGCAUCGACUGUCGUGGUCUGUGUCGCCUUCGGUUCGUCCAUUGUCACUGGUGGUCUGGGCCUGAUUGAAGAGAAAUACAAUGUUUCCCUCGAGGUGGCUAUUCUCACUUGCUCUAUCAUGGUUUUCGGUUUUGCAGUCGGGCCACUACUCUGGUCACCCCUGUCAGAAAUUAUCGGUCGACAGUGGGUCUAUAUAAUUUCGUUGGGCCUUUACACCAUCUUCAAUAUACCCUGUGCUCUGUCGCCCAAUAUUGGUGGUCUAUUGGUCUCGCGCUUUCUGUGCGGUGUCUUCUCUAGCUCAGGCCUUUCGCUGGCGGGCGGUACUAUCGCUGAUAUCUGGAACAUUGAGGAUCGUGGUAUGGCCAUUGCCUAUUUUGCAGCAGCUCCCUACUGUGGCCCUGUGCUCGGGCCUAUAGUUACUGGUUGGAUCAACGUCGGCUCCCAGCGUCUUGAUCUUUUCUUCUGGGUGAACAUGGCUUUCUCCGGUGCUAUGUUGAUCCUCAUGGGCUCAAUCCCUGAGACCUACACCCCAGUGAUCCUCAAGCGACGAGCUGCAAAGCUUCGAAAGGAGACAGGAAACCCCAACAUUGUCACUGAGCAGGAAAAGUAUCCACUUACACUGCGUGAGAUUGCUCAGACGAGUUUGAUCCGGCCCAUCACUAUGAUCAUGACAGAGCCGGUCCUGGACCUCAUGUGCAUGUACAUCGUGCUCAUUUACUCCAUGUUAUACGCCUUCUUCUUUGCUUAUCCAGUCAUAUUCGGGGAUCUGUACAACUACAACGAUGGUCAAAUCGGUCUAAUGUUUAUCCCAAUCUUGAUCGGCGCUGGCUUUGCCUUGCUAAUCACUCCGUUGAUCGAGAAGCAGUUCAAAAAUAUCUGCAAUACCCGGGCUCCUACACCCGAGGACCGACUCAUUGCUGCACUUCUUGGGGCUCCCUUCAUCCCGAUCGCCUUUUUUCUCCUUGGGGCCACUUCCUUCAAGCAUAUCAUCUGGGUGGGACCCUCGUCUUCUGGGAUCGCAUUCGGCUUCGGAAUGGUUCUGUGCUACUAUGCCGUCAACAACUAUAUCAUUGAUGCAUACCAUAAAUACACAGCGUCGGCGUUGGCAGCUAAAGUCUUCUUGCGAUCGGGAGGUGGUGCUGCGUUCCCUCUGUUCACCACUCAGAUGUAUCACAGAUUGGGACUGCAAUGGGCUUCUUGGCUGCUUGCCUUUAUUGGCGUUGCAAUGGUUCUUAUUCCAUAUGUUUUCUAUGCCUUUGGAGGGAAGCUCCGGGCCAAGCUUGGUCGCGAUUGA